GUUGUUCCGCGACUGCGACUAACUGUAAACAGCUGCCAUUUAAAAUACGCUCUCAAUACACACACACAUACACACACACACACGCACGCAUUAGGUAAAUGCACUUAUAGCAAAUCAACAGUUCGUCGAGACUCAGUUCAAUCAGUGACAAGAUGCAGUUUGUGGCCACAGAACAUCAACAUCGACGGUUGAACCCGUUGACAGGCCAUUGGGUACUCGUAAGUCCGCAUCGCAUGCAGCGUCCUUGGUCUGGACAGCAGGAGAAACCGCAGCUCAACGAACAACCCGAAUUUGAUCCAACCAAUCCCCUCUGUCCCGGCGUUAAGCGACCCAAUGGUCUAGUGACUGAACGCUACGAAAGCACCUACGUGUUUGAUAACGAUUUUCCCGCACUGUUGGAACAGGUGCCAUCGCCACCGUCUAGUGAUGAUCCAUUAUUCCAGGCGGCUGCGGCACGCGGCAAUUGUCGCGUCAUGUGCUUCCAUCCCAAAUCGAAUUUGACCUUGCCAACGAUGAGCACAUCAGAGAUUACCGCUGUCAUCGAUGAAUGGAUCAAGCAGUUUAAUGAGCUGAGUAGCAAAUACGCCUGGGUGCAAAUCUUUGAGAACAAAGGCGCCAGCAUGGGAUGCUCGAAUCCGCAUCCACAUUGUCAGAUCUGGUCGUGUUCCUUUCUGCCUACCGAGCCACAGCUAAAACAGGAGCGUCUGCGUGCUUAUUACGCGACCCACGAACGUCCGAUGUUAAGUGACUAUGUGGAUCGUGAGCUGCAGCGCAAGGAACGCAUUGUGAUCGAGAAUCCCGACUGGCUCGUUGUGGUGCCCUACUGGGCUGUCUGGCCAUUCGAAACGAUGCUCAUCUCGCGCAACAACAACAAACGCAUCAAUGACUUGACCGAGCAACAACGUCAGAAUUUGGCCAAGACCAUUAAGGAACUGACCAUCAAGUACGAUAAUCUCUUUCAAUGUUCGUGUCCCUAUUCCAUGGGUUGGCACGGUGCACCCACAGGACCAGAACAUGCACAUGCCUCGAGUGCUCAUUGGACACUGCACGCUCUUUACUAUCCCCCCUUGCUGCGCUCGGCGACGGUUCGCAAAUUCAUGGUCGGCUUUGAAUUGUUGUCGAUGGCACAGCGCGAUUUGACACCGGAGCAGGCGGCACAACGACUGAGGGAUGUGAGCGGCACAGUUCACUAUCUGGCCAAAUAAUGCACGGAGGAAGGAGCAAGUGAUGCACUAGCUAGACUAGUUACAUGAAUUUAUAUUAAACUAUAGUUG
Messenger RNA from Drosophila nasuta, 1274 nucleotides. RefSeq names its product Galactose-1-phosphate uridylyltransferase (gene Galt). Gene Ontology annotation, cellular component: cytoplasm. Bases 153 to 1205 code for a protein of 350 amino acids. Gene Ontology annotation, molecular function: zinc ion binding; UDP-glucose:hexose-1-phosphate uridylyltransferase activity. The record is from RefSeq and is a predicted model, not a curated record. Lineage: Eukaryota; Metazoa; Arthropoda; Insecta; Diptera; Drosophilidae. Gene Ontology annotation, biological process: beta-D-galactose catabolic process via UDP-galactose, Leloir pathway. The transcript is spliced from 3 exons.